GGCGGGCCCGGGCUGCGACCCGAGCGAGCCCCAUGCCCCGUGCGGGCUGACGGGCCGAAGCCCGCACUGAGCGGCCGGGCCGGACAGGUCCCGAUAGAGCGGCAAUGAUGGUGGAGUCUGCAUCGGAGACAAUCAGGUCGGCUCCGUCUGGUCAGAACGGCGUGGGCAGCCUCUCUGCGCAGGCUGAUGGCGGCGGCGGUGGGGCCGGGACCGCAGGCACGGCCCCCGCAGCGGGUAGGGACGCCUCAGGCCGGGAAGCGGCCAGCGGAGCUGACAGCAAUGGCGAGAUGAGCGCCGCGGAGCUCCUGCACUUCCAGCAGCAACAGGCUCUCCAGGUGGCCCGGCAGUUCCUGUUGCAGCAAGCCUCCAGCCUGAACUCCCCGGGGAACAAUGACAGUAAACAGUCGGCCUCUGCAGUGCAGGUGCCUGUGUCUGUGGCCAUGAUGUCCCAGCAGAUGCUUACCCCCCAGCAGAUGCAGCAGAUCCUGUCACCACCUCAGCUGCAGGCCUUGCUGCAGCAGCAACAGGCUCUCAUGCUCCAGCAGCUGCAGGAAUAUUACAAGAAGCAACAAGAACAGCUCCACCUGCAGCUCCUCACCCAGCAGCAGGCUGGAAAACAGCAGCCCAAAGAGGCUCUGGGGAACAAACAGUUGGCCUUCCAGCAGCAGCUCCUGCAGAUGCAACAGUUGCAGCAACAGCACCUGCUCAACCUACAGAGGCAGGGGCUGGUCAGCCUGCAGCCUAGCCAAGCCUCAGGGCCCCUCCAGGCCCUCCCGCAAGCAGCCGUGUGCCCGACAGACCUGCCCCAGCUGUGGAAAGGGGAGGGUGCCCCAGGGCAGCCUGCUGAGGACAGCGGCAGGCAGGAGGGGCUGGACCUCGCCAGCACAGCUGCUACUGCUACCUCGUUCGCCAGCCCCCCCAAGGUCUCCCCACCCCUCUCCCACCACCCCUUACCCAACGGACAACCCACUGUGCUCACAUCUCGGAGAGACAGCUCCUCCCAUGAGGAGACCCCCAGUUCCCACCCUCUUUACGGACACGGGGAGUGCAAGUGGCCAGGCUGUGAGACCCUGUGUGAAGACCUGGGCCAGUUUAUCAAACACCUCAACACAGAGCAUGCUUUGGAUGACCGGAGCACGGCCCAAUGUCGCGUGCAGAUGCAGGUGGUCCAACAGCUGGAGAUCCAGCUGGCCAAGGAGAGCGAGCGGCUGCAGGCCAUGAUGGCACAUCUGCACAUGCGCCCUUCAGAGCCCAAGCCCUUCAGCCAGCCCGUGACCGUCUCCGCAGACCCAUUCCCAGAUGGCCUCGUGCACCCCCCAACUUCGGCCGCUGCCCCUGUCACGCCCCUGCGUCCCCCUGGCCUGGGCUCUGCCUCUCUGCACGGUGGGGGCCCUGCCCGCAGGAGAAGCAACGACAAGUUCUGCUCCCCCAUCUCCUCAGAAUUGGCCCAGAAUCACGAGUUCUACAAGAACGCUGACGUCAGGCCCCCCUUCACCUACGCCUCCCUUAUCCGCCAGGCCAUUCUGGAAACUCCAGAUAGGCAGCUGACUCUAAAUGAGAUCUAUAACUGGUUCACCAGGAUGUUCGCCUAUUUCCGAAGAAACACGGCCACCUGGAAGAAUGCCGUGCGCCACAACCUCAGCCUGCACAAGUGUUUCGUCCGUGUGGAGAAUGUCAAGGGAGCCGUGUGGACUGUGGAUGAGCGGGAAUAUCAGAAACGGAGACCGCCAAAGAUGACAGGGAGCCCCACUCUGGUGAAGAACAUGAUCUCGGGCCUCAGUUACGGGGCACUUAACGCCAGCUAUCAGGCUGCCCUGGCAGAGAGCAGUUUCCCUCUCCUCAGCAGUCCCGGCAUGCUGAACCCUGGCUCAGCCAGCAGCCUUCUACCCCUCAGCCAGGAUGACAUGGGUGCCCCUGGGGAGCCUCUACCCAGCAAUGGGAGCAGCAGCCCCCCUCGCCUCUCCCCUCCUCAGUACAGUCACCAGAUUCAAGUCAAAGAGGAGCCUGCAGAGGCAGAGGAAGACCGACGGCCGGGGCCUCCCCUGGGCGCCCCCAACUCCAGCACUGUGGGGCCCCCAGAAGACAGGGACCUGGAGGAGGACCUGGGAGGAGAGGACAUGUCCUAAGGGCUGGGUGGGCAGGCCAAGACCCUGCCAGUCAGUCUGGACCCCGCCCACCCACCCCCCCAACUCUGCUGCCCCUCCAACCUCAAGGCACUUCGGGGACUCAGCCGGGGGAGAUCUGGGCCAGUAGCUCCCAUGCCACCUGACUGACAGACGCCUGGGAGCAGGCACAUCCCUGCCCCCCUAGAGAACACAGAACCCGUGGACUGGGACCCAUAGAGGACAUGGAGGGUUCAGACCCUCUCAGCCCCUCCCUGUAUCCCAACCACCACCACCAGCAGCAGCAGCAGCAGCAGGGCUCUCCCUCCCCACCAGCGCUCCCCUCCAAGGCCCCUUAGCACAAGGGGAGACCCGCAGGCGGGGCUGAGUCACCCCCACAUCCCUACGUUCACCCCCUCUGCCCUGUCUGUGGCAGAGGGAUCUGGCCAGAGGACCCUUCCCGGUUCAGCUUCCCCCAUCUUGUUUUCCCAACUGUGAAAAUUAGUUCUCCAGCCCCAGCUUCCCACCCAAGCCCAACAGGGCAAGCAGGCUGGGGGUGCACCUGCAGACCAACCCCUCAGCUGCUGGGGUGGAGCAAGUUGUGCCCUCCCCCCACACACACACCCCGACUUGAGACAGGACCCAGACUGAGCAGGCCUCCACCCCACCCUGUUUGCUGGAUACUCCUGCGGCACCCCGACUCAACUCGAGGAAGCACUGAGGACCCCACACUGGGCACCUUCAGAGCUGUGUGCAUCAGUGACCUCUGCCCUGACCAUCACAGCACGGAGAAAGCCAGGCUGGGACCACCCUCACCCCCAGCCAACAGGUCCCCGAAAUGGGGUCCUCUCACCCCUGCCCCUCACCUCUUCCUGUCCUCCCCCUCCCAGUUAAACGGAUGACCAAAGACCUUUCUUAUGCCGGAAGCAAAAACCAAAA
Messenger RNA from Apodemus sylvaticus (European woodmouse), 3041 nucleotides. It is a transcript of the gene Foxp4, whose product is annotated as forkhead box P4. Gene Ontology annotation, cellular component: nucleus. NCBI's taxonomy places the organism in Eukaryota, Metazoa, Chordata, Mammalia, Rodentia, Muridae. Gene Ontology annotation, molecular function: DNA-binding transcription repressor activity, RNA polymerase II-specific; RNA polymerase II cis-regulatory region sequence-specific DNA binding. Bases 105 to 2126 code for a protein of 673 amino acids. Gene Ontology annotation, biological process: regulation of transcription by RNA polymerase II. The transcript is spliced from 17 exons. The record is from RefSeq and is a predicted model, not a curated record.